AUGCGUUUCCAGACAUCCUUGACAGCUUCUAUGCUGCUGGCAGCCGCGACUGCACAGGGUACUGUGCAGGCAUGGGGACAGUGUGGUGGCAACGGCUACAGUGGACCGACGGUCUGUGGACCAGGAUACACCUGCUCAACUCAGAAUCAGUGGUAUGCUCAGUGCACUCCAGGUGGCUCGCCAGCGACAACGACCUCCGUCCCAGUCCAAACAACACUGCAGUCUACCUCGGUCAAGACCACCGCGCCGCCCGGCAAGCCCACGACUCUGACGACCAUCGCCACCGCCACCAGCAACCCAGUCGGCGGCAGCGGACCCGGCACCCCGUCCACCCUCCUCCCGAAUUGGUAUUGGAUCCGCGCUGUCGCAGAGCCCAACUACCACUCGUACCUGCAAGCCCGUCCUACGGGGGCACCCGCACAGCCCGGGUCCUUUGCGUACCUGGGCCAAAACACACAUGCGGCGCAGCUCAACGUCAUCUCGGGCCAGCUCGUGCUGAACCGCGGCGAGGGAGUGGCGCCUCUCUACAUGAACGUCGAGAACCCGACCGACAAGACGCAGCGGCGGCUGACGACCUGGUUCAACGCGACCGAGAACCCGUACGGCACUUUCGCCUUCCAGGGGGACACACUGACGUGGAGCACGCCCGACAUCAAGCGGCCGAACCUAGCGGCUUGGUAUGUGUGUGGGGACCAACAGCUGUUUGUCAACACCGGCGCGUACUUGUACCAGACCCCGGAUGGGUGUGCUGAUCAGACAAUUCAUUCCUAUGGAGGGUCGGAGGCCAAUGUCUAG
Molecule: messenger RNA, 795 nt
Organism: Thyridium curvatum
Lineage: Eukaryota; Fungi; Ascomycota; Sordariomycetes; Thyridiales; Thyridiaceae
Exons: 4
Coding region: 1-795 (264 amino acids)
Biological process (GO): carbohydrate metabolic process
Cellular component (GO): extracellular region
Molecular function (GO): cellulose binding
Source: RefSeq, a predicted model, not a curated record